This is a messenger RNA of Danaus plexippus (monarch butterfly), 1391 nucleotides long. It is a transcript of the gene Timp, whose product is annotated as tissue inhibitor of metalloproteinase. Gene Ontology annotation, molecular function: metalloendopeptidase inhibitor activity; protease binding. The record is from RefSeq and is a predicted model, not a curated record. Bases 236 to 835 code for a protein of 199 amino acids. NCBI's taxonomy places the organism in Eukaryota, Metazoa, Arthropoda, Insecta, Lepidoptera, Nymphalidae. The transcript is spliced from 7 exons. Gene Ontology annotation, biological process: negative regulation of endopeptidase activity; negative regulation of membrane protein ectodomain proteolysis. Gene Ontology annotation, cellular component: extracellular matrix.
CGAUUCUAAAGAACGCUCAGUCGUUUAUCGUCCGCUACGGAGAACGCAUGCCGUUCUGUAUUUGAAACCGGUACGCCGCGAGAACACAUACGAUAAAAAAACAUUGUUGAUAUUUUGAACUAUAGUUUAAUAUUAACAGGACGUAUUGUGAAUUAAAGUGGGUCACGUUGAAUCAAUAUUAUUCAAAAGGCUGAAAGUGAAACUGUAAUAUCGACGAGUGCAGAUAUCUGAGAGUAUGCUGACGAGGCUGCUGACCUUUGCUCUGGUGGCCGCUAGCUGGCGUGCCGACGCCUGCACAUGCGAGCCCGACCAUCCACAAACACACUUUUGCAAUAGCGAUUUUGUGAUCGUGGGACGAGUACAAAAAAUGUUCAGAGGAACAGAUUUCUACGACGCUUAUAAGGUUAAAAUUCGAAAUAUAUUCAAAGCAACCCCGAAGGCCGCAUUAGCGCUGAAAUCCGGCAGAAUCUUGACGCCUUCACAAGAUUCGCUGUGCGGAAUGGCACUCCAGCCUAGAGAGACUUAUGUUAUAACAGGUCGUGUAGUACAUUUGCAAGCACACAUACACCUUUGUGGCUACGUAAAUAAAUGGCGUGAAGUAACGCCGCGACAACGGAAAGGUUUCAGGCUGCUUUACAAACAAGGCUGCACGUGUAAGGUCCAUGUGAAAAGACGCAGCACAAAAUCUCCUAACACCUGCGUGACGGGUUACGACGAGUGCUACGAGCGACAUGGAGUAUGUCUUCACGACCGCGAAAGACGCUGUCGCUGGACUAGGGCUCCAGCCCUCACAAGGUGCCUCCAGAAGCAACACUUCAACAGCACGAUGACUUGAUUGAACAAACGACCCGACGCAUUAAAUAUUAUAUGUAACAUUUGUAUAUCACUCGACUCGACUUCAUUGAAAUUCCGGUUACCUUGUCAUUGUUACUAAUAUAUUAUACAAAUACAACUAUGAGUAACUAAGCCAAAAUCUUCAUCCUAACACGUCUUGUAGGUUAAUCCGUGUCUUGGCUAACGUAUCAGGAAUAAAUUGAUGUUAUUGUUUACACGAUGUUAAGUUCUGGCUAGUCACAGUAAUGUGUAACAAAAUUAUAUAGGAAUGUAAGGCAGCAAGUAUGUGGUUACGAUAUUGAUUUGCGAGAGGAAUGUGAUUCUAUGAAAUUUAUGGCUCUAUUAAAGACUUUAGUGACGAAUUUACUGAGAAUCAUUACCAAUUGUUAUUUGGAAAAUGUCUUAACAAACACAUAUUGUCGUCCCUUGGAUGAGAAUAAAUUUGCCGUUAUAAUGUAUUAUUUAUUUUAAGUUAUAUUUAUGUUUAAGUUAGAUCUUGUAAAUUAACAAAUGAUAGGUAUUUAAGUAAAUUACAAUAAAGACUUAAGAAAAUUAAA